Messenger RNA from Porites evermanni, 23750 nucleotides. The record is from the annotation of a GenBank genome assembly. NCBI's taxonomy places the organism in Eukaryota, Metazoa, Cnidaria, Anthozoa, Scleractinia, Poritidae.
AACACUGCUUGUUAACCAAACGGACCUCUCAUUCUUUUCAAAAAAUUUAACUCUUUAAACUACAGUAAUAUUUAGUUAGUGUAGACGACAUUUCAAAUUGAUCCCGUCGAAAUGAAGAACGUGCGAAUAUUGCUUGUUGGUGAUCGUAAGUAACUGAAGUAAAAGGAAGAUUGUUGCGGUUUUGUUUUUACCGUGACUCGUGAUCAUUGUCAACCUUGAGGCAGCGAAGCAUGUUAAUUUGUUUCAAUGCUUUUAUGUGUAGCCCAAGUUGGAAAAACAUCGCUUAUUUUGUCGCUUGUCAGUGAGGAAUUUCCUGAAGAGGUGAGAUUUAUGAACAGGCCAGGAUCAGUGAUGUUAAGGCUUGUUAGUAAUUUUGUUUGUAUAAGCUUAAGGGUCCUUUUAAGUUUGAUCAUUCAGUUCAAUCUGUCGGUCAACUUAAACCUUUCAUUUUUUUUAAGAGCACUCGGAAAGAAUUAUUCACCUAGGUGGCUAUAAUAUAUUUUGGUCAUACAUUAAUUUUAUAUUAUUGUAGUAGCUGUGCUGCAGGCCCCAGUUGUUUGAAAGGCGGAUAACACCAUUAGCUGGAUAAAUCUCUCUACUGUAGAUAAUGCUUUUGGUUUUCCUAAUAUUCAUCCACAGGAUAGUGAUUUAUCCAGUGGAAAAUAGUGCCAUCUAACGUUUGAACAACUGGGGCCAGAUUACUACACUGGCUACAAUCCAGCCACCUUGCAAACAUGCAGCAAUAUGAUCAUUGAAAAAUGUUGCCUAACACAGUGGACAGGGUGGUAGACUGAGGCAUUUUGAGUCAGAUCUCCCAUCACUGUGCUUAGUAGCCUACUGUUUGAGUCACUGUGAGGCUGGGGUUGUCCUUUUUUUAUACAAGUUCUCUUGCCUUUGUUUCCUGCUCCCUCACUGACUGCCUGGACUUCCGCCAAUUUAGGAUGUUUAGCUCAGUUGGAUAGGCACUUGUUUUGUGGGAGGAUACAGAUUCAAACUCCAGUGGGACCAUGCCUUUUAAAAUAAUUGAGGGAAGUGUGCUGUGUUUGUUCUGAUAUCAACAAAUGAGUUAGACAGCGAGAAGUAUCUUAUUUUUCUUUUGAGACAGUAGAUAGGGGGCAUGCUCAAGGGGAGAGCAGGGAAUCUGCGAGGGACAAGGGCACAAGCCCAAGCAGAGAAAGAUAAGAAAAGAGUCCUUUUUCCCUCUUUCUGCCCCCAUUUUUCCUUUGAUUUGAAUAAAAUAAUGAGUCCAUUAUUAUUAAUAUUGACCAAGCUUGUCUGGUCAAGAUGGCUGGAUAUUGGCCCCAUCCUUUCUUGCCUGUUUUAUGGACCUAUCGGUAGACUUCAUCUCAGUCAAUAACAAUGCAGCAAAGUACUUGGCCAUAUGUUGAUUCAUUUUGACUUUAUGCCUGGUUAAAAAUGCAUCAAUCUAAGUUGCUAAGUGAGUUAGUUAACCCAAUAAAGUUAAUUUAUUACUUAUUCUUAGGUUCCUUAUAAAGCAGAAGAAAUAACAAUUCCAGCAGAUGUGACUCCAGAGAAGGUCCCCACACAUAUUGUGGAUUAUUCUGGUCAGUAUGUUGCUGAGAAACAUUACAAAUAUUAUGAAAUCUGAUUAAAAAAAUUGUUUUUAGUCCAGAAUAUGUUAUCCAGUGUCCCUUUCUAACAAAAGAGUUGAUUUUAAUUCUUGAAUAUAAAACAUUCCAGCAGAAUCAUGAUUUUCCAAAACCCCCAUUGUUUUGGUUAACCUUCUGUCUCAUCAAACCAAAACUGCAAGUGAAUUUUUCCAUCCUCUAUGUGCUGAGAUGGAGUUUAAUAGUAUCAACAAAGGUCCCUGAAUUCCACUUAUGGUCAGGUUUGUUAACUCAAGUAUAGUUGCCAGGAAUUAGAAAUGAAAGUUGCAGUGUUUUUGCACUUCCUUAAGGCUGCGAAUUCCACCUUCCCUUCCUUGCUCCACUUCCACUGUUUUAUCAGAGUCAGCUGUCUGCUUUUUACCUGCCUGUGCCAUGCCAGUGCUCAUGCCUGGCUGAGAACGUUCUAGUAUUUUCCAGAUGUGGCCAAAAGUGUAAGCUUAUGCCUGGAUGUCUUCGAGAUCCAUUAUAAGGGUAGAAGCUACUAGUUAAGCCUCUCUACCUGAAGCGGGGCCAACCGUCUCGUGUUUGUAUGUACUGUACAGAACCUGGUUUGUAUUCACUUGUCCNUACUUAUUCUUAGGUUCCUUAUAAAGCAGAAGAAAUAACAAUUCCAGCAGAUGUGACUCCAGAGAAGGUCCCCACACAUAUUGUGGAUUAUUCUGGUCAGUAUGUUGCUGAGAAACAUUACAAAUAUUAUGAAAUCUGAUUAAAAAAAUUGUUUUUAGUCCAGAAUAUGUUAUCCAGUGUCCCUUUCUAACAAAAGAGUUGAUUUUAAUUCUUGAAUAUAAAACAUUCCAGCAGAAUCAUGAUUUUCCAAAACCCCCAUUGUUUUGGUUAACCUUCUGUCUCAUCAAACCAAAACUGCAAGUGAAUUUUUCCAUCCUCUAUGUGCUGAGAUGGAGUUUAAUAGUAUCAACAAAGGUCCCUGAAUUCCACUUAUGGUCAGGUUUGUUAACUCAAGUAUAGUUGCCAGGAAUUAGAAAUGAAAGUUGCAGUGUUUUUGCACUUCCUUAAGGCUGCGAAUUCCACCUUCCCUUCCUUGCUCCACUUCCACUGUUUUAUCAGAGUCAGCUGUCUGCUUUUUACCUGCCUGUGCCAUGCCAGUGCUCAUGCCUGGCUGAGAACGUUCUAGUAUUUUCCAGAUGUGGCCAAAAGUGUAAGCUUAUGCCUGGAUGUCUUCGAGAUCCAUUAUAAGGGUAGAAGCUACUAGUUAAGCCUCUCUACCUGAAGCGGGGCCAACCGUCUCGUGUUUGUAUGUACUGUACAGAACCUGGUUUGUAUUCACUUGUCCAAGUGAAAUCCACUUGCACCUGUACAUUCCCUAAUCCAAGCAGAGGAAGGUCAGUGCUGACCUCAAACUCAGUUAAUAAGAGGUGUACAUUAGCAAAUUGCAUGACACAGUUACCUUCGUUUCAACUGAGAUAAAUAGCAUUGAUAGGGUUCAAGUUUGGCAAUUUCAUUUUCUCACAGUGCUAAACAUGAUUUCUUUAACCAGCGUUGGAGCAGUCUGAAGAUAUGCUUGUGGAUGAGAUCAUCAAAGUAAGCUUUUAUGUAUUGCAAAGUCAUUGUUUACAGUCCUGAAUCAAGUUUGAGAGAAGGCGAGAUGAAGCAAGUCCAUGAUCAGCCUGUCUUGCUUGCUUGAGAUUUCUUGUGUUUGUCCAGCAAGAAAAAUGUCUCUUGGCCAUUUGAUUAUAGUAAAUCCUUAAAUUGACCAAUCAAUUUAAAGAACAUGGCUGGAUAUUGGCCCCGGUCCUCUUCGUUUUUGUCUUUAAACAGAGUGAAACUUCCCCAAAAUAAGUUUGAUCCUUGGGCAAUGUUCACCCAUCAAUGUUAAACUGUUGUUUUUAAUAGUGGAGCUCCAUGCAUGCACAAGGCACGCACUAGCGGAGCCCCACAACUAAGAAAAUUGGGUUAUCUAUACAUCUGAGAAAAUUUUGGUAGUUACGUGACCAUGCGUCUGUUGGACCAUCCAUCCGUACCACAGGGAAACCAAUAAGAAAUCUCACACUUCUUAGCUAAUGUGGGAGCCUGCAACCUGAUAUUGCACAUCCAUGUUGUGGUCAAUUGAAAACAGUCAAAACAGGGUAUCUGCCGACCAGUAUCACAUGACUUUGUCGUGGGCUCACUCAGUUGUCGACCCAUGGAGGUAACAUAUUUUUGAAGUUAUCUGCUGACAAGUUGCUAGUUUUUCAACUGAUCGCAGGCUCAACUCCAAGUGGAUUUCUUUACAAUGGUUACAAGUUUAUUGUAUUUUAUUCAAUAAUAGAUAAAUGUCUAUCAUGGGAGCUUCACCUUUAGCCUUGGCUACAUCUAUGUAAUUGUUUAAUAGGGAGCCAUCACCACGCUUUUACUUCUUUUUUCUUCUUACCAUUGUGAACUGCAUUUCUUCUAAGUAAAAUCAGUUCUUAGGUUUAACCAAAAUGUCCCUUGUCUCCUUUAAAAACUUAGGGCUAGAAACAAAGGAAGCCAAAUAGUGGUUAAACCCGAGAAUUGAUUUUACCUUCGUAAAACAUUUAUUUCAUUUCUACGUAUACUAACUACAGUCAACUCUCUCAUGACGACAACUUCUCGUAAGUGACUACCUCCCGUAAGCGACCACUUUGUUGUGCACCAAGGGUGGUCGCUUACGAGAGUGUUCACUGUACAUGUGAGGAUUGAAUAAGCUGCCUUUAGUUUUGCAAAAACAAGAUAUAACAUUACUGCAUUGUAUGAUAACUAAUGAGCUAAAACAUUACUGUCCUCAGGCCAAUGUAGUGUGUGUUGUGUAUGAUGUAACAUCAGAAGAUUCUCUAGAAAGAGUAAGUAUUGUUUUUUUCAUUCAGUAUAAAGAGGAAAGAGCACCUACCAUAUUAUUUUAUUCAAUGAAACGCCCAGCCUUGAAUUAGCACCCACCUCCAAUAAGCAGCCAUCCUGUAGGGAGGAAAAUUUCUUAGGUGCCCGGUCUCGACUAGGAGCCUACCCCCACCUACCACCCUUCCCUUAAAAAAAAAUGGAAGUGGACAAGAAGAGUCCUUAUUUUUUUCUUUACUACUUACUAUUAGACAGAAAUUGACUUGGUACUACUAAGAGUCUUCCCUGAAGACUGAGUUCUUAGUUUUAAUUUAAAUAAACUUUCAAUGAACAGUUAAAAUUCUGCUCUAGCACAUCUUCACGUUUUGUCAUUAUAAACUGUUUUGUUGGAAAAUUAACUUACUUCUUGCUGGAAAUGAUGAAAAUUAAAUAAGCAUCCACCUCAAAUAAGUGCCCACUCUCAAGGCCCAAAAAUUUAAUAAGUACCUAGGGCACCUAAUCGAAUAAAUACGCUAAUCAUGUUCAAACAGUCAUGAAAAUUAAUUUGAAUCUGUCACUUGAGACCAUAUCUUUGGCAUCAUGUGACACUGUAGUUGAAGUUGUUUGACCUUGAAAAGUUACGGAAUAUCUCUUUACAGUUGGUUUGGUUCAAUUUUAUUCUGGGUUGACUUAAAUUUUUCUUCAUUUUUUGGUGUGAUACUUAAAGGCAAAAACGAACAACAUUAUGGACAAUUGAAAUUUAUUACCCUGAAAUCUCAGCUGUAAAGGUUCAUUGAUCAUAUAACAUUACCCCUUUGCCUGAAUUAUGUUAGUCCUUAAUUAUAAUCAGGCUAGCUUAAUUGCCCAGGAUUAGACUUAGACCCAUUGAAUUACGGAAUAACACAAAGUUGCAGCACAAGUAAAUCUUCAAGAAUUAUAAAACAACAGCAGUGGAGUCAAUCCUUCAGAGCAUUACAAGUAGCUAUUUGCACUUGAGGAUGUGCAGAAUUUGACCUCAAGUGACUCUUGAUUUUAUUUUUUAGCUGUUGACUUUAUUUUCUCUUUGAUUCACAAACAUAAUUUAUACUCAGGGAAACUGGAACAAGUAUCUAAGGGCGCUUACCAAAACUCAGAAAUUGCUUGCUGGACUGGUCUAUUUGAAAAUAAAAUAUUAGUCAUUUCAGUCUCGAAAUUUUCCCUGCAACUCACCACUGCCGAGCAUACCAUUUAUAAAUAGACUGAUCUGGCUUGAUAGUCAGAUUAAUAAAGGAAUUGUUUUUACAACUUGAUGGGCUGGCCAGUUCUAGCAAAUGGAAAGUGCCGUCAUUCUUUUAUUUUUCAGCCCAACUUUUCUGUGCAGAAAUUUUCUCAGCUUUUAUCUCUGGAAGUGAUUCAAAUGUGAUCUGGGCCCAGUUUUUCAAAGGAUGGAAAGUGCUAUCCACCGGAUAAGAGCCACUAUCCAGCAGAUAAAUAAAUUGCUCUAUCCACCAGAUUGAGAUUUAUCCAGUGGAUAGCAUUAUACACCUUUCAAAGAGCUGAUCUCUGAACUAUAAUAACUUACUAUCUAGACUAAACUGGUCCAUGGUUGUGUCUUAAACAGAUAACAUCAUAUUGGUUACCGCUCAUAAGACAAGCUUGUGAAGAAGACAGCACAGCCAAACCUGUCAUUAUUGUUGGCAACAAAGUAUGUGUGAUUUUCUUUAGUUUGCUUUUGGUACAAACAGAGGUUAAGUACUGUUUCUUUUUCAUGAGAGAUUAUCAUCUUUGCUGAAGUCAUUGUGUUGUUGAUUUUGUACUUUUCUAGUGAAGCGGGAGUAGCAUGUCGUCUCGUACCACUGACUUAAUGACAUUGAUCUCUGUUUGAGUAUGGAAUGAUUGAUAGUUUUUAUGAGAAGAAGAUGUGUUGUUUUUUGAGAGUGUAUGUUUUCCUAAACUCAGGUAAAAUUCUCACAGCCUGGACAAUAGUAGGUGUCAAUAAAGUACAAAUGAGUGUAGCUCUGCAAGGCAUGUGAGUGUAGAUCGUCUACAUUUGAUGACGUGAUUGGUUAGACCGAUGCUAUUUAAAUCAAAGCUUAAAUGUUUUAACUGUAAUUUUUUUAAUUUGCAUUUUAGUCAGACCUCUUUGAUGGAAGCACAAUGGAUGUAAGUUAUUACACUCUGUCUUUGGUGUUGUUAAUUUCAUCAUUCACGUGACCGCCAUUACAACCAGUUCUGGCUGCAUAACUGGGCCUUAUGUCCAAUGAGGACAUCAUUUCACUUACAUUGUACAUUCAAACUGUUUUGUUUGUUUGUGUGAGAGGCACUUUUUUACAGACAUCAAUGUCCAUAUUUGUAGAUUGAAUAAGGAAAUAUGGAAAGAUUCUUGGAGAUAUUAGCAUUUUAUUGCCACAGUGAUUUUGUUACCUCUGCGUCCUGCAUCCUUGAUGCAUAAAAAUCCCCAAAGAUGCAAAGAACGAAAGAUUGAUUUGAAGAUUUUUUGGUAGAAUAUCAUGUUCGUGUGAUUUCUGUGGCUGUUAUGUAAAGAUUUGGUCUUUUUUUGUGCUUUAAUAAAUAUAUAGAAGGACUAUAGUUUAAUUUCAGUAAACUGUAAUGAAGAGUUUUGGCAUCUGUCUCCAGAUUAACUGUCUGGUUAUAUACAUAAAGGCCCCAGCAUUUUCAAUUUAGGCCUCCUUGUUUUUUUUGAACUGGGAUUCAUUGGUUAUGGGACUCAAGAUUUUUCUCAAGAUGAGUCCCAAGACUCGCCUUAGCUAUUUGUAACAAAAUGCUGUUGCUAUCUAAUCUUCAAUUUGAGUAUAAAAAAAGAUUAUUGAUUUAUUGAUUGAUUGAUUGAUACAGAUUCACCAAUACUACUUGAUGUUGUGGCAACAUCAGUAUGUUAUUUUGGUGCCUUCACCAGUUUUAUUUCAAGUGGAGUAAAGCUUAUUGGCAGGUUUUUUUUUCAUGGCUGUAGGAUUUCUUAAGAUAAAAAGACAUUUAUAAUAAAUGUGUUAAGUGUACUGCAGUGAUUUGUGCUUACAGAGUUGUUUGGAAUACCAGUGGUGUUUAGAAUCGCUGUUAAAGUAGUUUCUGGGUAAAGACAUCUUGUGACUUCUGAUAAAAUGGUUGACUCUCCAUAGAAAAUUGCGUGUGUCCCUUGUAGUAGAAAGGGGAACUGUAGAAGACUAGAGUCACUUAGUUUUUUCGUUGACUUAUAUGUAUGUGUGUUCCAUCCUGGUAGACUGUUUUGCCCAUAAUGAAUGACUACACUGAAGUGGAAACUUGUGUUGAGGUGAACAUUUAUUCUUGUUUUUGCCUUUUUUUACAUUUAACUGUCUUAAUUAUUAUUUUGUCAAUUAAAUUUUAAAUGUUCUGCAAGAUUUCUAUUACUGGAUUUGCCUCCGCAGUGCUCUGCAAAGGAACUUAAAAAUAUAUCUGAGAUGUUUUAGAUACGUGUUUUUCGUCAUGACGUAGGUUGUCGAGGAGAAAAGAGACGACUUUGUUUUCUCCAAACACUUUAUUCUUAAUUUAGUGUGUACUAACACUUACUAAUCUUAUUCUUAAUAUUUUUUUUAACACAAUGGGAACUUUUAUUGUCCCCUGGCAGAGAUUUGAGCCCAGUAUUGAUGUAUUUUAGAGCCUAAUACUUAAGCCAACUUUACAGACGCCUUUAUAAACUUGUCACUUAGCUUUUCCCCAUUCAAGUCGACUUUUGUCAUGUUCAAUAAUAGUGACAGGAUGCGUACAUGUAUGUACUGGGGUGCUUGUACCAUUUACACACAAAUAUUAUUAUUGCAACCUUGAUCAGGGCCCAAAAGAACACUGUCCCUUAACAUUUCCUUUGGUAGAACUACAGCUGUAUUAGCUUUAUUGAGUAGCUUGCAUUAUAUUGAUUUCUUCUUAUUAUUUUUAUAUUUUAGUUAAAGCCAUUAUGCCAGGCUGCACUGUCAAGAAUAUUUAAGGUAUCAUUGCUAAUGGGAAUUCAUAUGAAAUAGAAGCUGCAGUGAGAUUUUUGUCAAUUUUGAUCAAUACAAUAGAUAUUAAUCAAAUCAGAUUUACCCAUUUUUUUUAUUUAUUGAUUCAACUAAGCCCCUCCCCCUCCCCAAAAGAAAAAAACUAUUACCCCUCCCCCUGACAAUGUUGUUGUUCGUUGAUGUCAGUGAAAUGUAAUAAUAUUGGAUUGUGUAUUUGAGAAUUUCAAAACAUUUGAUGCAAAGGAUAUUAUCAAACAAGGUCUUAAGCUCAAAUAAGGCUUCACUUUAGAAAGCGGCAUGUACACCGUACUCUACAACAUUGAAACCAGGGGGAAGGGAUACUACGGCAAGAUAUUGAUUAGCUUAGUACGAAGAAAGGGAUGUGUACAUACUGCAGCUUGAUAACAAUGACCUGGACAUCUGGGAAUGACCAUCUAUUGUAUGGCAACAAAAGAAACUGCCAGGAAGGUUGAUGUUUUUUACAUACGUGAUUUGAGCUCAGCAAAGUGGAAAUCAUUGUGUCAAAUCUAUAUUUGAUUGACUGUCACCAAUCAUUUUACCAAGAGUAAGUGGUCUGAUGCUUUUCCCAGAUAUCAGAUUCUGAUAAUGAUGGUUUAUUGAACGACAAAGAACUGAAUGACUUCCAGGUGAGAUGGUACAGACUGCUACUACUUGUCAUAAAUAUUGUUAUUAUAUUGUUUUUAUUUCUUGACUAGUGUUAAUUCCCUUUGUCUCCACCACUUUGGACUUGCCUGUAUUUAUCACAAGUUGCCUUUGGCGUUAUACCUAACUGUAACAAGGAGGUUUGGCGGUAACUAAAUUGAGCAGCUGCUCUCUGAAACUCUGGGUUAGUUAACUAAAGGCCCCUACCAAAGUCAGAACUAGCCAGUUGGACAGGCCUCUUUGAAAAUUAAAAGCGGUUUUUCUUCUUUAAUUUCUUUCUUUUCUUUUCUUUCUCACUAAACACCCAUCCCUGCUGGCAUACUAUGAAGGAAUAGACUGAUCUUGCNUACGGCAAGAUAUUGAUUAGCUUAGUGCAAAGAAAGGGAUGUGUACAUACUGCAGCUUGAUAACAAUGACCUGGACAUCUGGGAAUGACCAUCUAUUGUAUGGCAACAAAAGAAACUGCCAGGAAGGUUGAUGUUUUUUACAUACGUGAUUUGAGCUCAGCAAAGUGGAAAUCAUUGGGAAAAUUUUUAACACUAUGUUUUCUUACCCCCAAAAAAACCAAAGACCAAAAUUUUGUUAGUUAUGUGUGCAAUGGAAAAUUAGCAAAAUAAAUUUAUGUAGGUGCCAUUUUUGCACUGAGGCCUUCAUUUAUCUGUGUCAAAUCUAUAUUUGAUUGACUGUCACCAAUCAUUUUACCAAGAGUAAGUGGUCUGAUGCUUUUCCCAGAUAUCAGAUUCCGAUAAUGAUGGUUUAUUGAACGACAAAGAACUGAAUGACUUCCAGGUGAGAUGGUACAAACUACCACUACUUGCCAUAAAAAUUAAUAUUGUUAUUAUAUUGUUUUUAUUUCUUGACUAGUGUUAAUUCCCUUUGUCUCCACCACUUUGGACUUGCCUGUAUUUAUCACAAGUUACCCUUGGCAUUAUACCUAACUGUAAGAAGGAGGUUUGGCGGUAACUAAAUUGAGCAGCUGCUCUCUGAAACUCUGGGUUAGUUAACUAAAGCCCCUACCAAAGUCAGAACUAGCCAGUUGGACAGGCCUCUUUGAUAAUUAAAAGCGGUUUUUCUUCUUUAAUUUCUUUCUUUUCUUUUCUUUCUCACUAAACACCCAUCCCUGAUGGCAUACUAUGAAGGAAUAGACUGAUCUUGCCGGAAAGUUCUGAUUAAAGUGGAAUGCUCUUUAUGACUAGACUGAUCUUGCUGGCUAGUUCUGAUAUAUUUACAGUGCCUUAAAUUUAAUUUUGCUAUUUGGUGAAAGAAGUUUUUUAUUUCCAGUUUACCAAAAGUGCCAACUCUCUCCACCUCUUUGCUAUACAUUAGUGAAAUAAAUGCGGGUUGUGAUUUACUUUCAGAAUCGAUGCUUUAAUACUCCUCUUGAAGGGCAAGGAUUGCAGGAUGUUAAGAAUGUGGUCAGAAAGAAUGUGGAUGAUGGCCUAAGCAAUGGUGCUCUCACACUUAAAGGUUACUUGGUCUCAGUAUACAGUCUGUGGAACCUUGAUAAUAAUGAGGGGCCAAGGGACUGGAAAAACUGAUUCAUCCCCAGUCAUCUCUCAGUCUCCUAUUAAUAAUAAUAAUGAGAGAAGCGCAGUCAAGGGAAGUACUAGGGAUGAUGGGAAGGACGAAAGAGAGAAGACAACUGGCAGAUCCUGUUUCCAAAAUGGCUGAAAAAAGUAAUGGCAGAUUCAUUGGCAAUGAAAAUGAAAAUCUUACAGAUAGACUGUUACAUCAAGCCUACAUAGGCCAUAAGUUGCCUUGUCUGCAUAUAUCUUGUAGGGGUGCUGCUGGUAGAAUCAAGAUCUGCCAUUCAUCUCUUCUUUCUCCCUUCUACCUUGCCUUGAUCCCCCUUUGCACCAGAAGCGGUAAGGUCUCUCACAACCUUUCCAAGGCCGCUUACAAAUUAUACAAGAUAACAGACUGGGGAUGAGUUGGCUGGUCCAAAGAAUAUAAAUUUUAAUUAGCAGUUAUUGAAAGAGGCUGAGUAGGAUGUGAAGAAUUACGCAAAUCAAGGAGGAUGUCAUUCGGGUCAGCCUUGGUGGAUAACAUCCUCCAAGAUCUGCAUAAUUUUUCACAUCAUACAAAAGCCAAAUUCAAUAACUGUUUUGUCAUUCACUCAAAAUAAUUAUUUUAAAGUUCUUAACAAGCUUACCUCCUUGUAGACUUUCCUCUAAACUUUGGCCUAUUUUUUGGCACAGUUUCAGAAUAAAAACACAGUUUAAUAAUUAACCUGUGUUUCUAUUUCCAAUGCAGCCUCAUUUCCUAUCAAAUAUAACAUCGAUCAACCUCGUUUGCUAUAAAAUAAAAAAUAAAUUGAUUGUUUAUUAUUGCUCAUGUCUUCCAAAUUUGGUCAGUGCUAGUUGGUUAUGAAGAAUUAGCUGGGGAAUUGGAGCUAAUCAGAAACGGUGAAAUAUUUUGAAAGAAUAAUAAUGUUCAUUAUUCAGGGGACUUUGCUAAAUAGACGUUUCUUAUAUUGGGGUUCCACUGUACUGUGCUUUUAAAUGUGCCCUUGGUUGAAGCAGUGUUUCUUGUGUUUGCUGCCAGUGUGGGUAUUAGUCUGUUGUUUUUGGUUUUUGCAUUUUAAGACCAUGCUAACAACAUGGUACUGGAAACGAUCGUUACCGUGAAAUCCUAAGGCUUGGUUGUGAUACAGCUGUUUCAAAAUUUGUUUGUUUGUUUGUAUAUUUUACUAAAUUCAUUUUUUUUGUCUCAUGUUUUUUUAUUUCUUAUAUCAGGUUUCCUUUUCCUCCACACUCUAUUUAUCCAUAAAGGGCGCCAUGAGACAACAUGGACAGUACUGAGGAAGUUUGGAUAUGGAGAUGAACUAAAGCUCAGGCCGGAAUAUCUGUGUCCAGCGUAGGUUGACUGCUUUUUACUUUAUUAUAUUUUUAACAACAAUAAAUAUUAAACUCAUCACCAAUAGACGAGCUGGGGUCCUUUUGCCUACAUGGUUGGUGGAGCCAGGCAAUGCUCUGGCACAAAGAUGGAGGUAUUCAUGGCAGGCCUGCAAGCAGCCUGCAAAAGGCACGAUCGCACUGAAGAGUUCAGUGGAAUACUUACCAACCAAUACUUGCCUAGCCCUGGAAUAAAGAGGGAGGGUUGGUUGGGAAAAACAAAGCAAGAAAAUGUCAAGCAAGCAACAAGGCUAUAGUGGAGACACUUUGUGAAGAACUGCAAACAAGCAACUGCUUAUAGAAGAUCACAAGGUGUCCCUGCUAAAGGUAUCAGGCUGCCCCAAAAACUGCUGAGCAGCAAGUUGUUUUAAGGUUUACAUUGUACUUUGCCUAAAUUACAUUUAGCCACGAGAAUGAUAUGUGUGGAGAGAAGAACUCGGAAAAUCCUGUGCUCCAUAGAGGAAUUGAACCCAUGACCUUCCAGAUACUAGUUGCAUGCCCUUAUUACUGAGCUACUGAGAACUCUUGUGUUGAGGUCUUUUGUGGGCUGCUACAACAACAGCAAAUUCCACUGUGACAUCUUGUAUAGCAAUUUUUCUUGUAUUUCUCAGAGAGAACUGAUGUGUGAUUGGGGGAUGCAGUGAAUUUGUGUUUUUAUUUUACAAGAUGCCAGUAUGAAUAAUAUCUUUCAUUGUUAGUACUAGCUUUAGUUUGGUGUUUUGCACUUUCCAAAUCUCAAUUUCAUGGAAAUUUCAUUUGUUUGUAAAGAGACAAGAAGACAGUUGUGCGACCAGGUUGUACUAAGCACUCCUGAUACAUGGUAUUUUGGUUAAUUUCAAAGGAUUGAUAUUGGCACAGAUCAGACAGUGGAAUUAUCAGAUGCAGGAUAUCAGUUUCUUAUUGACCUCUUUCACAGGCAUGAUAAGGUUUGUUAUCAAUUAAACAAUGUGAUUGUUAUUUAAAAAAUUAAUUUGCUUAUAGUUUAUUAUCCUUUGGUACUUAAGUCUGAAAGAUUAAAAUAAUAUUGAAAUUAUGUAUUGAUUGAAUAGGAUUUGUACGGGUCAUUGAGUACCUGGAUAGUCAUGGAAUUUAAUUGUGCGUCAGAGAAAGACAUGAAAAUGGAAUUUUGAAAGUAUUUUUGCUGGAUUAAGUACUACAGAUGUCAAAGCAUGGACAAAGUAAGAUCGACACAAGUGAAUUGACGUUUGUUGAUCUGGGUUAGAUAAAAAAAUCACCAAAAACAAGAAUAGUAUUUGAAAUUUGGAAAAAUUUCAUGGAAAAAGGCAUGGAGAUUCAUGGGAUUUGAAGAACUCAAAAUUCAAUUAGUAAUUUGGUAUUUUGUUCGUUUGUUGCCAUAGUUAUGUAUUAAUAAUUUUAUCAUUCAUCAUUGCCUUUUCGAUGAAUAAGUAUACAGCAAAUGUAUUAUUUAAGCUGAAUUUCAGUUGCCACUGUGAAAACAUUUUCUUUCUUUUACUGAUGAAAACAAAAGAAAAACAUAAGCAACAGUGGAAACCUUUGAUUCCUCUACUGCAGUUUCUAAAUGUAGAAGAAUUUUACCUCUGCUAUAAUGAUUCAUCAUCCCAAUUUAAUAAGUUCCAGCCUAUAUACAACAAAACCCCAGAGUCAAAAGAGAAGUUAUUUUUCCAAGUUUAUAGUUAUGUGUAACCUGCGUAGCAAGCGUUUACGUGCGGUUUCGGAUCAAAGAACGGGGAAUGAGAGUUAAAGACCGCGCAAAAAAUGGGGUGAGUAAAAGAACACUCCUCCUCAUUCCUAGUCUUUCUUUGCUCCAAAACCACAUAGAAACACUUGCUACACAGGCUAAGUUUUGUGUAUAUAACAGGACACACAUACCAUGCACCUCAUCACAAUAAUGGAUUUUUUCCAAUUCCCGGCCACUUUGUUAUAUCUGGUUUUCACUGUAAUCUAUCUCGUCCAUCUUAUAGGAUGAGGAUGAAGCACUGAAGCCAGAAGAACUUCAGGUAAGCAGUCAACUACAAAAAACAGGUCAUUAUUACAAAAUUUGUAAUAAUGAGCUGUUUUUUUGUAAUUUAAUAUUAGCAUUGUUUUUAUCGUAAUACUUUAAUAUUGGGGAGCAAGGGAAAUGCAGUGUUGAGAGCACCUGCCUCCCACCAAUUGGACCCGAGUUCACAUCCCGGCAUCUGCGCCACAUCUGGGUUGAGUUUGUUGCUGGUUCUCUCCUUUGCUCCUAGAGGUUUUUCUCCAGGUACUCUGGUUUUCCCCUCUCCGCAAAAACCAACGUUUUCGUAUUCCAAUUCGACCAGAAAUCAAGUUGAUGAAGAACCUGUAAGUGGAUAUGCUACCUUUAAAUUUUUAUUUAUUUAAAUUUAUAUUUGUGAUUUAAAGGAGUUGUUCAGUAUUUUUCCCACGAAUCCCUGGGGUGAAGAUGUUGUCAACUCUGUUGAAACUAAUGCCAAUGGCUGGAUCACUCUCCAGGGAUUUUUAGCUCAGUGGACGUAAGUAACCACUCAAGUAAGUGCGCAUGCAUAUAAAAGCAACAGGAAAAUCAAGACUGUUUCAAAUUCUCCACUUGACUUAGAAACUCUAGGAAGGAUGGUUACGAGCUUCGGGCUAUUUCACACUUGUCUUUUACAGCAUUCAUCGUAUAGUCAUGCCAGAUCAAGGGAACCCCUGACAGGUUGUAGUUAGGAAAUCAUUAUUUGAAAAGUGAAUUAUUUGUCAAUGUCAAUAUUUUUUCUUUCUUACAGUGUACGUAAUGAGUAGUGAAUGAACACAAGCAAGCUCGGUAGAAUUUCUGCGAGCUUAGCUUUUUUCCGAACUCGAGAUGAAUGUUUUCAUAGGAAUUUUCUCAGUGAACCACAAUUGAACCUCUAUUAAGCGGCAACCCUCAGGGCACCGUCAAGUUGCCGCCUAAUAGAGGUUGGCUACUCAAAAGAGGUUCGUCAUAAAUCAGCAUAAUCUUUAUCAGAAACAACACUUCAUUUUGAAACAAACGACAGAAGUAGCAUUACUGGUCCACAAUCGGUCGUCACUUUCUAUCUCGGACUGUAUUUUCCUUCAUCAUAUUCUAAAAAAGGACCCAAACUAAGUGUAUCAAACGCUUGAUGGCCGCUUAAUAGAGGUGACAACAAUGGGAGAACACUCGUUGCCACGGCCAAAAGGUGGCUGCGGCCUCUUAAUAGAGGUUUAAUUUCCCAUACUAUAGGGUGUGUGUCGCCGCUUAAUGGAGGUUCGACUGUGUUUUUUUUUAAUAUGACCGAAUGCAGGGAAGGUGAAGUCUACAAUUCACUACUUAUUAUGAAUGCAAGAGAGCAGGCAGGUCUUCGGAUCUUAAGGUCCUUAUUAAAUAGGACGAAGGACUUUUUCGAAAGUCUAAACGUCUAAAGACGAAAGUGAAGAAGAUUAAUGUGGCGAAAGAUUUAUACUCUAUAUAAUUUAAGGUUUAACAAUGUUGAAAUGAAAUGGUGUUAUCUUGUAACAGGAGAUGAUUGCUUCUGAUGAAUGUACAUCUUAACUUGUUUUUCCAAUAUUUUACUAGGCUAACAACGUUUUUAGACUACACGAGGAUGUUGGCAUAUCUGGCCUCUUUUGGUUACACUCAUCAGGAAAAUGAACCUUCUCUGCAAACUGCAAUAACAGGUAUCGGUGAUGAUAAAUAACAAACUAUUUAAACUUUUCAAGUUUGUCGGAAGUAGCUGUGAAAUGGUGUCAACGCCUUGUAAACCUUUGAAGACAAAGACAAUUACUUAUUGUAUAGCUCAAGUCUUAUUUAGAGGCAAAAUGAAUUCGUACUUUUUAUUGUCAAGGAAAACUAUUUAUACUUUUCCAUCUCCACGUAUUAUCAGGUUUAAAAACUCUUGGCUUCGCCUCAAGUUUUUAAACCUGAUAAUAUACGAUUGCUAGGUUUUUGAACAGCUUAAAAUCUCUGAUAUAGACCAACUCAUUCUUGCACUAAUAUUUAGAAUUGGUUUUUUUUUUUUUUUUUUUUUUUUUUUGNCUUGCUAUUGCACGCCUUUAAUUUGAUCCUAAAACGACUUGCUGUAAAUGAUCAGAUAACUCCAGCUAGCUCUACCCCUCGUCAACGCACACGCACACGGUAUUGGCUCUGACUUAGGGCUUAGUUUAGUCUACCUGUGCUUGGACGUUGCGAUUUCUAAAGUUUGGCCUUGCUGUGCUCAUUUGUAAACCCCCUUAAUAUGCAACAGAUAACCGACAAUUCGAUAGUACUUACUUAUAACAAAGCGUUGUUUGCAGUCAACUAACAACAGUGAUGAUUGUUAAACAUGUUGUUGUGAGCCAACUAACUUGUGUGAUUUCUCUUUUCUUUUUCUUUGCUUCUUUUCCAGUCUGUUCUCCUCUGCCUUUCACCUUGGUUUCAUCUGUGUCUCGUCUCAUUCAGAUGAGAAAAAAGCUUCGAUUCUUACCUUAUAAUAAUCCUCACUGGGACCAAGUAAACACUAAACUGGGUACUUUGCCCUUAUGCAUUCCUUUUAUUCGCACUAAAGUAACUUAACAAAAUUUAAGGACAUUGUUCAACACUGAAAAAAAAAACCUGUUAAACUAGUUCGAAGAAAUGAUAAGCCUUCGGCCCUCUAGAGAGAAAUAACCAAAAGUUUAACAUAUAAAACUACUUUGAAAAGCACUAAUGAUAAAAAUUCAAUUGUACUGAACAAAGUUGGAUUUCCACAGUGGACAAAGUGUUUCCUUUUUUCUUUUAGUUCUUGUUUGUUCUUGUUUUUGUUGUUGUUGUUUUUUCUAAUUUUCUUCAUGUCUGUUUGAUUGCUAUUGUUCGUUUACGUUUUUUUUUUCUGUUUUUUGUUUUUUAUUGUUUUAUUUUUUUUAACACAAUCUUUAAUUUACAUGCGUCCGUGAGCUCGAUUUCCGUCGUCACCCGAGUCCGGACUCCAGCUUUGAUCCUGGCUCCCGAACAACGGCUGGUUAUCGAGCCUAAUGCGUCUAUUCAUUCACUUUGUUAUCUCCUGUUUGCUUUUUUCAUUCAUUUUAAACGUGUCUCUUUAUUCUUCAUCUUUACUUGCUGUUUCUCUCUUUGUUUGCCCCUUUUCUUUUUAUUCCAUUUAAUUUGUUUCAAACGUCUCGUCUUCAGUGGAAUCCUGGUUCUUCGAACCUCCUGAUGAUUUCGAGCCCAAGCCGAUUCCUUCCCAGACUAUUUUUUGGUGUUUUCCACUUGAUUUUGCGUACAUUUCUUUUUCGUUGUGUUUUCCUGAAAUUCAUAACAAAUUGCCCGACUUUUCUUUCUCUCUUUUUUUAAAAAGUUCUUUUUUAACAACAAUUGACGGAACACACCCUCGGCUAGAAAGUUUAUUAUCUUGGUAAACCACAUCUUAAUAAAUGUUUAGUCUGCAAAGGGAAUCUUUAGAAAGCGAUCAAAAACAUCUAGGAAAUACUUUGCCUGGUCCCUGUACGGCGUUUUCCCAGGCCUUUUCGGUCAAUUCACUUCGGUGACGUAUCCGAGGCGAACGGGCGUGUAACGCCCUCACAUCUUCGCUUGGACCACGUGAACCGAAACGAAUUGGCCGCCCGGAAUAAUGAGGUCUAGGGACUAGGUAAGGAAAUACUCUUUGUGAAUAAACAUGUUAAGAAAUACUGUAAUACAAUGAAGAAAAAAUCGUUCGACUCAAGUGCCUGCUUUCUUUGCCUCCAGUUAUGCGCAGUAAAGCUUUUGAUUUGCAGAAGAAACAGACGUCACGUUCAGUGUUUCAGUGUUAUGUUUUUGGAGCGCCUGAAGUUGGAAAGGUACUUACAAUCUCUCCUUAGUUCAAAAUAUGUUGUCUGAAGAAGCCUGACAGGCUGCGUAGUCAACUGAAUCAAAACUGAAAAGUCUUUCCAAAUCGCAUCAAUAGAUAAAUCCCACAAAAGCACAAAAUACAAAAGACAGCUUAUUUUUCAAAUUCUCACCAACAUUUAUACAACGGUCUGUCAAGCCAUGAAUGGUGUCAAAGUUAACUGAAUGCGAGGUACCUUGCGUGAACCAACCAAAAUACUUUUGACAACACUUCCGAAUAACCCUGAAGAAAAGAAAUAAACACUAUUCUCACUGCAUAACUGAUUAGCUCAUAGUAGCAAUUUUGUUUAAUCUGUGUGCACUCCCUCGAAAUCACGCAUGCUUGUAGCGCUUGUAAUGCUUUGCGCCCCUCGACUAAGAAUUUGGCCGUGCUGCCUAAAACGUGGUCAUUUUUAAUGAUCGGUACUCCGGGACCAUGGUCAGUUUUUGCGACCCGCACACCUCCCCUGGUGGCGGUUGACAACUUCAGUGUUUAUCCUUGUUGCAUGCCUAUUGCCUCAGCAGUCGCGGACUUUUCCUGUAACUUUAUAUUGCGCAGUGAGGUAAUGAGUAUGCAGUGAGGAUAUGCCUCUAGAGAAAAAGCUGUCGGUAGAAAGUUAAGAGGAACCAGACGUAAGCUCUGGACUGAAAUAUUACCUUAGUAAAAGGCGGACGUACCUUUAAUUAAUCUAUCUACAGAUCAGUGUUUUUACUUUCAGAUUUUUUUCGUUCUCUCUUCAUCUGGUUCUCUUGUUUAUAAAUUUAAUUUACCAAAAAAAUGCUCUUUCUUCCCAACAGACUGCCUUUCUUCAAGCCUUCUUAGGACGAACUCUGGAGGUAAGUAGAAUAUAAUGGUGAUAGGCUUUUGUACGUUAUGCGUUUGUUCCCCCCACUAAACUGCCUAACCGUAAUAGUUCAUUUUUCUCACUAAAAUGCCCGGUCACCCCCAAAAUGUCGUUAAAAUGCUUGGAUGAUGCUCAUCACUGAGAGGCCAUUUUGUUAAUUCUAAACAUUUUAAGAGAGGUUAAAUUGAUAUCUUUUUCUGAAUUUCAAGGUUAAGUCUCCAUUUUCUCGUAAAAAAUUUUUUUGAUUCUUAUUUUCUCCAAGAAAAAAAAUAUUUUUCCGGGAAAAUGCCACUAAAAUGCUUGAAUAUCAAUGCUUAAUGCUUUAUGAGCUGUUUAAAUGGAGGGAGGAAAAUCCUAGAAGGCGAAUCAUCCUAAAGCCAUCAGUUUUUGUGUUCAGUUUACAUGAAAAGGGUUCCACUUUUCCCUAGCGCUAGGAUCUUCCUAGUACUUGGAUCUCCCAACCUUUCAGGUGGGAAGAUCCUAGUACUAGGAUGAUCCUAACACCGCGUAAACGUCUUUCGCUAGGGAGAUCCUAGUUCUAGGGACAAGCCAGACAAGAUGGCGGCGGGUCGUUUAGUGGGUAAUCACGGUAAUUAAGGCCGACCAUUUCGUUUGGAUUUACCAUGAGAUAAAAAUUGUAAUAAUUCUGCUGACAGGUAGUUAUUAACGCCAGUAAAGAGAGCAGAAGGGUCUAAAUUGCAUUUUGUUUGUGUCGCCCCGCCAUCUUUGUUAACCACACGGACCCAACGGAAAGUUGCUCCGCCUUCUAGGAUUUUCCUGGUGCUCGGAUCUUCCUCCCUCCAUGUAAAAAGCCCCUCAAAUGUUCAAAGAAAUGCUAGCAUAAUGCUCAGAAGCUCAAAUAGAGAAAUAGCACGUGUGGCUGUGGAAGACAAUCACGUUUUCGCGUUCACUGUGUCUUACUUUUUGCUUUACUUUCGUGGUUCCUGUUUAUACAGCCUGGUGAAUCAGACAAGAAUUUGUCAAGUUAUGCCAUUAAUCUGUUGGAAGUAAACAGACAAGAAAAAUACUUAGUGGUAUGUACAAAAGAAGAAUAUCUGGCUUUUUCGAGCACGUUAAUUGUUAUAUUAGAAUUGAUAGCCACGUUUUCGCGUUUUUUUUUUUCACCAUACAUUUUAAAAUACUCUGGGCUGACACAAACGAAGUACGUUAGAUGAUCCUAUAGACGCCCACCAUCAAAUACACGUCUCUAUUAACGCCCCUCCUAUCUACGAUGUUAAGUUUGUAUUAAACGCCCUCUCUCAUAAACGCCCCCUGUCUAAUGGACGCUCCAAAAUGCUAAGAAAUCAUUCAAGUUGUUCUGUCUCCUGCUUCAUUAACAUGGGUUUGUGCAUUGAAUCUUGUUCAAUGUCAAAUUCAUAGUAAAGGUGGGCUAGCAAUGACAAUUUGAAAGGCAGCCGGAGCGUUCAUACUUGGUGUACGCGCACGUCGCCCUAGUACGGUACUCGCUGGGCACUAAUGUGAACACACCCUUGUGCCAAGUACCCACGCUAGAAUUCAGCCACGGUCCCGGUGCCCGAGUACAAGGUCUACAAGGUCUCGACCUUGUACUCGGGCACAUAACUGGGCACUGGGUCUCUGUGUGCACACAAUUUUUGUUAGUGCCGGGAAGUCCACAGCUUUGUUCUCGCUGCUAAGCUCAUGUUUCAAAAUGGCGUCUGACAGGGCGAAAUGGAGUAACUAUGUACACAGUCAUAUAGCCACGUUUUCGCGUUUUUUUUUCCACCAUACAUUUUAAAAUACUCUGGGCUGACACAAACGAAGUACGUUAGAUGAUCCUAUAGACGCCCACCAUCAAAUACACGUCUCUAUUAACGCCCCUCCUAUCUACGAUGUUAAGUUUGUAUUAAACGCCCUCUCUCAUAAACGCCCCCUGUCUAAUGAACGCUCCAAAAUGCUAAGAAAUCAUUCAAGUUGUUCUGUCUCCUGCUUCAUUAACAUGGGUUUGUGCAUUGAAUCUUGUUCAAUGUCAAAUUCAUAGUAAAGGUGGGCUAGCAAUGACAAUUUGAAAGGCAGCCGGAGCGUUCAUACUUGGUGUACGCGCACGUCGCCCUAGUACGGUACUCGCUGGGCACUAAUGUGAACACACCCUUGUGCCAAGUACCCACGCUAGAAUUCAGCCACGGUCCCGGUGCCCGAGUACAAGGUCUACAAGGUCUCGACCUUGUACUCGGGCACAUAACUGGGCACUGGGUCUCUGUGUGCACACAAUUUUUGUUAGUGCCGGGAAGUCCACAGCUUUGUUCUCGCUGCUAAGCUCAUGUUUCAAAAUGGCGUCUGACAGGGCGAAAUGGAGUAACUAUGUACACAGUCAUAUAUCGGGCACUCAAAGGGUGAACACAACACCGUUUUGUGCCAGCACCCAAGCACUGGUACCCAAUCACCAAGUGUGGAUAGCCCCUUAGUGAUCUUGACCGAGGAUACUCUUCUCUGAGUAUGGAUCCUUAGACGGCUAAGACGUAUCAGUGGAUGGACUGGAUAUUCUGGUUUUAAUUAACUCUCUCAUUUUAAUUAACUCUUUUAAUUAACUCUCUGUCACAGUCAGUGGUGCUGGAGUUUGUGCGUGUGUGUGUUUUGUUCUGCUUUUUUAUAGCUAGAUAACAAGCCUUGUCAGAGCCAAAGCGAUUAUAAGUUUACUGUCGUAUAGAGACGAUUUCCUUUUUAUUAAUAGGGAGCUUUGGCAACGACGACGGCGACGGCAACGAGGACGUCAAAUAAGCAAUAAGUUUAGAUGGGCAAACAACUUUGCACGUACAUCACGCUUUUUUGUACAUUUCUUUGUCGUCCCUGAACGGCUAUGACGGCGUGAAAAUACCUAAUUUCAGAUUUUAUGGAGGACGUAAACAAGCGACGGCGAAUUUUUCUUGCUCUUUCUAAACUUAAGUGUGGCCCACAAGAAAUCAACUCCAGGGAAAUUUGCCUACAUUUGAGAUUUUCAGGGAAUUGGAGUAAACGCGAAAAAGUUGAAAAAACACGGAAUCAUUUUAAAAGUGAUGUUUUCUCUGCCGUCGCCGUAGUCCAUGAUUAAGCUCCUACUAACUUAUUUAUUCGUUACACCUUUUACUUGCUUCAAGUCUCUAAGGAACACGCGCAAACAUGAUUUUGCUCAUUUAUGUUGGUUUGUUUUAGCUACGUGAAAUCGAAUGGGAAAAAUCCGGCCUCCUGUUGCAUGACCGACGUUGUGAUGUGGCGUGUUUUAUGUAUGACUCUACGGAUUCUGCUUCAUUUAACCAAGUUGUACAACUUAGAGAGGUGUGUAUCACUAUCCAGACUGUGAUCCAGCCAUCCCGAUCUCGUCGGGACUCUACCGAUGUUGCUUAAAAAUCCCGAGUCCCGCCCAAUACGCGAUCGGGAUAUGAAAAAUUCCGAUUUAGACAUCUGUUACGAUAUUUUCAAAGAGUCAUUAAGACAGAAGUAGAGCCCAGUUUACAUCAUUCUGGGGAAACGAAAAGGUUUUAAAAGGUAUUUAAAAGCGACAAUAAUUUUUUGAUGUGAGGUAUAUAUGAAAUAAUUCAUUUUUGAACUGCGGUUGUAGAUGAAAGUGAAGAAUGAUCAUCGCAGUAAAUUUUCCAAUUUAAGCAAUUGGAAAGAAGAAGCCUGAAAAAACUCAGGGCUUCAACGGGAUUCGAACCCGUGACUUCUGCGUUACCGGUGCGUUUCUCUACCAACUGAGCUAUGAAGCCACACAUUGGGAGCGAUAAUAAUUUUUUUAUUACUCGUUAUUCUCAUAGCAUAGUCUCCGCUUGGUGAAAGGCGAGCUGUUAUUUCUGCGUUAUGUUUUUGUUCCUAGAAACUACCCAAGACUGUUCCUUGCCUGUUAAUAGCAGGAAAGAGCGAAGGAAUAAGAGCUCAACAGGUAGGGUAUCUUCCGAUACAUAUACACAACAAUACUGCCCCGUUUGCUUUGAAGAAGUUAAGAAUUGCUUUUGAUUGUUGAAUGUUUGUGUUGUUAGGAUUUUGAAAUGCAGCCAGACUUGUACUGUACCUUAAACAAGCUUCCACCACCUCAGGUAUGUGUGCGGGGUGUGUGAAUAAGGUCAUGUUCACACCGACACCAAAAGCUAUCCGGUACAGUAUGAACACCCAUCCGAUAUGUUACACACCAUUUUAGAGAUCGGCGCGUCGCAGCUUCGCCCCGUCACAGAAAUCGCGCCGAAAUCACCGUUCUUAUGUGUGAAUAGAAGCCCCAUCCAGUAUAGUCUGCUACACAGCCGUUUUUAGUGUCGUCACGCAACGCGAGCGUUGCGUGACGAUACUAAAAACGGCUGUGUAGCAGACUACAUCCAGUAUGGUUUUCCUGCCGGUGCAAAAGCUAUUCAGUGUUCCAACGAAGUUUACAUUGUUUUUUACCUGUCAUGGAUAAUUAACUAAACACUUUGUAAAUGAUUUAAGUUGUGAAAAAUUGUAGUAAUUAUUAAAUAAACAUUCUGUUGAAUUAUUCUUUUUAACCGUGGACAAAGUAUGCCUGGUUACCAGGCUUGGUUCUUACCCAAAACUUUGGCGGGCAUUUUAAUGCACAACUAAAGCCAUUGAAGUAGAACUUUUUGGAUUGAGGAUCUAUGGAUUGACUUUUUCAUUACCUUGCGUGGCUUGUUACUCAUUAUGACUUAGACUAGAUGCCGUUCCUCACUGCUUUCCAUCUAAUACAUACAAACUGAUAUAAUCGUCGACAAGUAUUAUAAAAACAAAACACAUCUGAUGUUAUUAUGUUUCAGCCAUUCUCGUCGCUUGGUAGACCUGUCGUUUACAAACCUAUCUACAGCAACCUGGCACAAAUGGCUGUCUAUCCGUAAGUACACAAAUCGUCUCUCUGAUGUAAAAUAAAAUUCAUUACAGCUUGAGUAUCUGUUUCGAAGUUUUUAAGAUAGUAGCGCUCGGAGGUGUGAAAGCUUUGUUGUUGCCUUCAUAACCAAAAGUGAUCAAACAAAGUUCCUAGUUUCCUCUUGUAAGACUAAAACUGCUUGCGAAGAGGUUUCGCUGAAUUGCCUCCCUGUAAUGUUUUGUCCAGCUUAUGUGGCGGAAAAUGACUACAAUGAGAGUAAACUUUUAGCGUAGUCGCAAUUCACAGUUAUAUUAUUUUCUUCCCCUGUAGACACCUUUGUGGUCCCGAUGCAGAUAGUGCGACUUCAUAUUGGGUUAUUGCCGGAUUAGCAGCUGCACUUGUAGCAACGGCUGGUAUUGUGGUGUUUAGAUACUUACGAAAAGGGGGAUCGACCACGUGA